Molecule: messenger RNA, 759 nt
Organism: Manihot esculenta (cassava)
Lineage: Eukaryota; Viridiplantae; Streptophyta; Magnoliopsida; Malpighiales; Euphorbiaceae
Exons: 1
Coding region: 273-647 (124 amino acids)
Biological process (GO): photosynthesis
Cellular component (GO): membrane; photosystem II
Source: RefSeq, a predicted model, not a curated record
CCUUUGUAGAUAAAUCUAAUCUUAUUUGUACAAAGGAUUACAUGUGUCUAAAGUGAUCAUUUCUAAUCAAUGCUUCCUGAGAAAUCCAUUUCCGUGCCAAUCGAGCUAAAGGAGACUGAUAACCUUAUCCAGUGAAUCCAUUUAAUAAUUAGCCACGUAAGAUUGCAUGAAACUGACACGUCAGCUGAAAAUCUGCGUUAUUUCCAUUAAAUCCCAGUAGUUUUGAAUUUUCUCCUAAGCGAGAAAGCAAAACAAAAUUAAGCAAGCAGGAAAUGGCCUCGGUUUCAAUGGCUAUAUCUCAAGCUUUAGCAACCCAGAGAGGAUUCAACCAACUAUCGGACUCCAAAUUCUUCCUUCAGCUGUUGCCGGUAAGGCCAUCGAAGGUGGGUGUCUCCCCAAAUCCAAAAUCUAGAGGUCGGCUUCAAGUGCAUGCUUCUCUGAAAGAGAAGGCUGCGGCGGGACUAGCAGCAGCAGUGCUGACAGCCUCAGUAAUGACGCCGGAGGUGGCAGAGGCAGCAGGAGGAUCUGACAUAUCUCCGUCACUCAAGAAUUUCCUGCUGAGCAUCGUCGCUGGUGGGGUUGUGAUUGGAAUCCUCUUUGGCGCUGUUAUUGCAGUUGCCAACUUUGAUCCUGUUAAGAGAACCUAACAAAUGCAGAAUCUUGAAAGUUGCUUCUUGCCGGAUCAUGUUUAGUACUCUGCAGCCUUUAUGUAUGUUGGAAAUAAAUGUCUUAAUUAAAUUCACAUGCAUUAUGUUUUAA